Molecule: messenger RNA, 953 nt
Organism: Anoplopoma fimbria (sablefish)
Lineage: Eukaryota; Metazoa; Chordata; Actinopteri; Perciformes; Anoplopomatidae
Product: E3 ubiquitin-protein ligase CCNB1IP1
Exons: 5
Coding region: 41-826 (261 amino acids)
Biological process (GO): reciprocal meiotic recombination
Cellular component (GO): synaptonemal complex
Molecular function (GO): ubiquitin protein ligase activity
Source: RefSeq, a predicted model, not a curated record
CCUUGCGUCACCUGCUGAGUAAAGCUUAACUGUCGUGGCCAUGUCUUUCUGCGACGACACACUCCUGUGUAACUUCCCAAAGUGUCGGACCAAGCUGAGCGGCUUCGCCUGGGUCACAGCUUGCUCACAUGUCUUCUGUGAUCAGCACGGGUCCGGUGAGUUCAGCCGCUCCCCAUCCAUCUGCCCGGCCUGCUCCUCUGCACUGUCUGGGAAGCUGGACAUCGUGAGGACGGAGCUGUCUCCCUCCGAGGAGUACAAAGCCAUGGUGCUGGCAGGUCUGCGACCAGACGUGGUUCUGGACAUCAGUGCCCGUGCUCUGGCCUUCUGGAGCUAUCAGGUCCAUCAGGAGCAUAUGUAUCAAGAGUACAGUCUGUCACGAGGUGAGGCACAGCUGAAGCAGAUGGAGAAGGUGUUGACCCAGCAGAACCAGAGCAGAGAACUGGAGCUAAACGGCAUGAGGGGGGAAAUCGCCUCCCUGAAGAAAGUGAUGGAGGAGUAUAAAAGGAAGUACAGCGAGGUGUCCGAGAGGCUGAUGGAGAGGAACAGGCAGUACCAGAAACUACAAGGGCUGUACGACUCUCUGAGGCUGCGCAACAUGGUGGUGGAUGUGGGGGAAAGAGACACGCUGCAUCAUCCGGGACAUCACGACUUCAACACUGGGGUGGCUCGGCAGGCAACUCCCCAGAGAAGCCCUCAGUUCCUCUCCAUGGGCCACGACGGGGACAGCAGGUUCUUCUCCUGCCUGGAGGCUGACGGAGCCAAGACCUUCUUCCAGUUCAGCUCUCCUGCCAGAGAGAGAGGCCGGCCCUUCAUGAAGAAGCACUGAGACAGCAACAGGUUUCAUAAUAACCGUAGCAGAUUAACCCAACUACAUUUAUUUACAUUUGUUAACAAAGUGUUCUAAUGUUUAAGUAUUCAUUUAAAGGGCAGUGUUUGCCCUGAGAGCAUUUCUG